Messenger RNA from Tilletiopsis washingtonensis, 2353 nucleotides. RefSeq lists its product as hypothetical. Gene Ontology annotation, molecular function: GTP binding; GTPase activity; translation release factor activity. The coding region runs from base 1 to 2334 and encodes 777 amino acids. Gene Ontology annotation, biological process: nuclear-transcribed mRNA catabolic process, deadenylation-dependent decay; translation; translational termination. Lineage: Eukaryota; Fungi; Basidiomycota; Exobasidiomycetes; Entylomatales. The transcript has 3 exons. Gene Ontology annotation, cellular component: translation release factor complex. The record is from RefSeq and is a predicted model, not a curated record.
AUGAACCCCAACGCGCGCAACUUCGCCUUCAAUCCCGCCGCAUCCGGCUUCCAGCCCGGCGGCGCAGGCCAGGCGCAGGGCCCGCCAGGCCAGCAGCAGCCCGGCCAGUAUGGCCAGCAGAACUACUACGCCCAGGGCUUCGGCGGUGCUCCGCAGCAGCAGCAGCAGCAGCAGCAGCCGGGCGCCUACGGCGGCUAUGCGCCGCAGCAGGGCGCCGGCGCCUACCCGCAGUACGGCGCAUACGGCGCCCAGCAGGGCUUCCAGGCGCCGCCGCAGCACGGCGGCUACUACGGCGCACCGCAGGCGGGCGGCUACGCGGCGCAGGGCUUCCAGGCGCCGGCGCCGCAGCAGAGCAACCUGCCGCCGCCGCCGGCCGCGCGUGCCCCGCUCUCGGGCGGCCUGCCGCCGCGCCCCGUCGACCAGUCGGCCGGGCCCGAGGCGCCGCGCAAGCCCGUCAGCAUCUCCAUUGGCGGCGGCGGCGUGCCCAAGCUGCCGCCGCCGCGUGCGCCGCUGGACGACGCUGCCGCCGCUGCGCCGCCGCGCAAGCCCGUCUCGAUCAGCAUCGGCGGCGCGGCCAAGCCGGCCGCUGCUGCGCCUGCGCCGGCAGACGACGAGGCGCCGCGCAAGCCGGUGAGCAUCUCCAUCGGCGGUGCCAGCAGCGCUGCCGCGCCGGCUGCUCCCGCUGCUGCUGCUGCUGCUCCCGCUGCGCCGGCUGCCGCAGCACCUGGUCCCGUGGCGGCGCUCAAGUCCGAGGAGGCUGCGCCCGCUGCAUCGUCGUCCAGCGCCUCGCCGCCGGCGUCGCGGCCCGAGUCGCCGACGCCCGCGGCCGCCGCCGCGCCCGCCGUCGCCGCCGCCAAGCCGUCGGCCGGUGCCGCUGCGGCACGGAAGCGCGCCGAGAAGAGCGCCAACGACGCUGAGAAGGUGCUGGAGGAGGCGCACAAGGCGACGGACGAGGAGACGCUGAAGGACCUGUUCGGCGAGAAGAGCAGCGAGAUGAAGGCGCACCUGAAUGUCGUGUUCAUCGGCCAUGUCGACGCCGGCAAGUCGACGAUGGGCGGCCAGCUGCUGGCGCUGACGGGCAUGGUGGACAAGCGGACGCUGGAGAAGUUUGAAAAGGAGGCCAAGGAGGCCGGCCGCGAGAGCUGGUACCUCUCCUGGGCGCUCGACUCGACGCCGCAGGAGCGCGAGAAGGGCAAGACGGUCGAGGUGGGGCGCGCCUUCUUCGAGACGGGCAAGCGGCGCUACACGAUUCUCGAUGCGCCGGGCCACAAGAGCUACGUGCCGAACAUGAUCAGCGGCGCCGCGCAGGCCGACGUGGCCAUUCUCGUCAUCUCGGCGCGCCGCGGCGAGUUCGAGACGGGCUUCGAGCGCGGCGGGCAGACGCGCGAGCACGCCAUGCUCGUCAAGACGGCCGGCGUGCAGCGCCUCAUCGUCGUCGUCAACAAGAUGGACGAGCCGACCGUGCAGUGGGAGCAGGCGCGCUUCGACGAGAUUGUCGGCAAGCUCACGCCCUUCCUCAAGGGCACGGGCUUCAACCCCAAGACGGACCUCUCGUUCAUUCCCGUGUCGGCGUACGCGGGGCACAAUCUCAAGGAGCCGCUGCCCAAGGGCGUCGGCGACUGGUACAAGGGCCCCACGCUGCUCACCUUCCUCGACGACCUCGUGAUCCAGGACCGCAAGAUCAACGACCCGCUCAAGAUGCCCAUCACGGAAAAGUACGCCGACAUGGGCACCGUCGUCGUGGGCAAGCUCGAGUCGGGCAAGGUGCGGUGCGGCGACAAGCUCGUCAUCAUGCCGAACAGCACGGCGGUGGAGGUCGUGUCGAUCUCCAACGAGCAGGACGAGGAGGUGCCGGCGGCCAUCUCGGGCGACAACGUGCGCAUCAAGCUGCGCGGCGUCGAGACCGAGGAGAUCAGCGUCGGCUUUGUGCUCUCGGACCCCAAGCGGCCCGUGCAGGUGGUGCGCCAGUUUGAGGCGCAGCUCGCCAUUCUCGACUCGCGCAACAUCAUCGCCGCCGGCUUCUCGGCCAUGAUGCACGUGCACGCCCUCUCCGAGGAGAUUACCAUCCAGGCGCUGCUGCACUACUACGACAAGAAGACGGGGCGCAAGAGCCGCAAGCCGCCGCAGUUUGCCAAGAAGGGCAUGAAGGUCGUCGCGCUCAUCGAGACGUCGGCGCCGAUUGCGAUUGAGCGCUUCGCCGAGUACCCGCAGCUGGGCCGCUUCACGGUGCGCGAGGAGGGGCGCACCGUGGGCAUCGGCAAGGUGACGAAGCUGAUCCGCGGCGAGUCGGACUUGCCAGACGUGGCCAAGCUGCAGCUCGACGGCGGCGCGUAGACGGGGAUAGAGAGGCAGC